Racocetra persica is the source of this 162-nucleotide messenger RNA. The record is from the annotation of a GenBank genome assembly. Lineage: Eukaryota; Fungi; Glomeromycota; Glomeromycetes; Diversisporales; Gigasporaceae.
AACAACGAGAGAUACAACAAUAUUUAGAUGUAAUUUCAUUUAUAAAUGCAACCAAUUCUAUAGAUGAUUUAAAUAUUAUAGAGUUAACUACUGACGCUUUUGGUCCCAAUAGAGAUUUUCUAAAAGCUGUGGAAAAGUAUAAUCCAAUUAUAAUUCCGGUUC